CUACAACACUUGACAGACGGCGGCAGAGGUUGACAAGUGUGUGGUGAUUAAAAUAACAUUAUCUCUUGAUUUAACUUUUCAUAGAAACUCAGUGAUAUUCUCGAGUAAAUUAGUGUCGCGUUACUUAAAUAUGUGCUUGUGUUAUUUGAUAAAUAACUUUUUUUGAGCUAAAUAACUGUAGUACGUAGUAUAGUACAGUACAGUAAUGUCAUCACAGUCUAGUGCUGGAAGAGACAUGCCAAAGAAAAAAAGAAACUGUAAAAAGAAAGAGAAGACCAGAACUUCAUUGACACCUUGUGCAGAUAUUACUGUGAACGAUUUUGCCAAUAGUGACACUCAGCAGACAUUUCGUCCUAAGAAGACUAGUAUGAAGAAAGUUGUAGAUGAAGUAAAAUCAUUAGAAACGAAGGAAGAUGAGAAAGCAUGGGACGAAAAAGACGACGACGAACUUGUCUCUGGUGGUGUGGAGACAAACAACAACAAUUUUGUGCAGAGAGCCGGUCGGAAGAAAAAGACCUCAAAUGAAAUUUCAGAUGAUGGUGAGGGCAUAAAUUAUCCUUUAGACUUUUGGUUUAUGAUAAGUGAAUACAUACGACCAGAGGAUGUGGGAAGGUUUACUGCUAUAUGUCAGGCCACAUUCUACGUGACUACAACUGCCCGAUUUUGGUUCACUGUUUAUAGAAGGCACUGCAAGUGGGUUGCUGGUCUUCCAGAAGAACUAGUACAUUGGAACAUGAAUUACACCAAGGGCCUUCGAGCAGCAGUGAUUCGAUCCUUGUUUUACAUGUACACUCCGUUCUCUACUCACAUAGCAGCAGAAAAACCUCUGACUGCUGACCCUACGCAAUUGCUGCGUUCCCAGUGUGUACUUCAAUGGCAUAGACUUGGUACUCAUCACAAAUAUUUUUACAAAUUUGUUCAGCCAAGACAAAAUAGGAAUUAUUUAAGAAGUAGACGGAAUAAUAAUAAACAAGAUUCAUUGGUCAACUUCAACCCUGAGAAUGGGUGCUACAUUCUAGAGGCAACAAGCAGUGCAAUGUGUGGAGAAGCCAUGGUAAUUGGGGAGUACCUGCACCAUGCUGGACUUGGGGUGACUUCAAACAUGUGCAAUCAUCGUUUACGUCUCUCCUUUGUCCCUGAGCACCUACUCUCUAGUACUUCUUCAGGGACCUCCCGUAAAUAUCAAGUCCCAACUACUGAGAUAAUAUUGGAACCUGUGCGUGAUGUCCGGGUUUACCCUUGGUGGCACCCACAAUACUGGAAGUGUGAACAUGACAGUUAACACUACACCCAUUCUUAUUUUACAAAUUACAGUACAGUAUAUCUUUAUUUAGGAGGGGCAGGAGGGAGGGUAAGGGAUUCUGAACAUACUGUAAUACUUAUUGAUGAGGGAUUUAAGGGCACAUCAUAUAAUUCUUGUCAGUAUUUCAUCAAUGGCUUUAUUUUAUUUAAAAUAGUAGCAAGUGGUAACGAGAUGUCAAUGUACCAUAAGAGAACAUUCGUGGAAGAUCACCGCCCCCAAUAUACAUUAAAAUAAUUCUGCCAUGAAUGAUGGUGUAGUUUCAUACAGUAUUUUUAUUCAUUAAUAUUUUGAUAGUGCUGUACUGUGUUAACUAAAGCUUAUCACAAGCUUUAUGAAACAUGUGAUAUGUUAAUGCAGGAUUUUGGCAGAAAUAGUGUUGACAAAAUACUGCAUGAUGUUGUACAUUAUUACCAGACAAUAUUUUGUUUCCCCAAUAAAUUUCUUACAGUUA
Molecule: messenger RNA, 1754 nt
Organism: Homarus americanus (American lobster)
Lineage: Eukaryota; Metazoa; Arthropoda; Malacostraca; Decapoda; Nephropidae
Product: transmembrane protein 183-like
Exons: 10
Coding region: 206-1282 (358 amino acids)
Biological process (GO): regulation of protein stability
Cellular component (GO): SCF ubiquitin ligase complex
Source: RefSeq, a predicted model, not a curated record